Molecule: messenger RNA, 2409 nt
Organism: Salarias fasciatus (jewelled blenny)
Lineage: Eukaryota; Metazoa; Chordata; Actinopteri; Blenniiformes; Blenniidae
Gene: poldip3
Product: polymerase (DNA-directed), delta interacting protein 3
Exons: 10
Coding region: 58-1512 (484 amino acids)
Biological process (GO): poly(A)+ mRNA export from nucleus
Cellular component (GO): nuclear speck; nucleus
Molecular function (GO): mRNA binding
Source: RefSeq, a predicted model, not a curated record
CUGCUCACUGUAGUUUGGAGCGCAAGGGGCAGGCGAAGUGGAGUAGUGUGUGAGAAAAUGGCAGACGUCUCUUUGGAUGAAGUCAUUCGACGGCGAGGUAUUAACCUCAAAGCUCCGGUUAAACGGGUUGAACCGAACUACUUUGGUUCUCCCAGACCAAUGUUUGGACGAGGUGCAGGAGGAAUUGGCAGGGCGUUUGAUGCCAGGCAGAAGAUUGGGGUUAAUGAUGUAAGGCACCGACUUGGAGGAGGAACAGGUUUUCAAGUGAAGGACGCCAGAGAAAAGCUUGUCCAGAAAGAUGCUCGCUUCAAAAUCCGUGGCAGAGGAGGAGCUGGUGGGGUGCAGGAUGCUCGUCAGAUGAUUAACUCACGCAAACAGGGGCAGAGUCCGUUCGGCAUCCCUGCACAGCUCACACAGAAGACGGCAGUAACGCACCAACUACCGAGUCAGACGCUUGUGCCGCAGAUACAGAUACACACCAGCAACAACCUUUCUGGUGUGAACACAAGGCAGUUUGGCCCAAAUGCACAAGGACUGAAUGUGAGAGCCAGUGUGACACCACAGCCGAGCAAUAGUAUCAGAAUGACAGAUGCUCGUGAUAGGCUGAGCCUCAAGAGGAGCAUUGGAGGAGCACAGAUACAAGCAGGAGCACCUCCUCUCAAAAUAACCAAAACCAUCCAGCAGCGUCCAGUAGGAAUGUCCAGUGGAAUACGUGCAGCUCCACAGCCGAUCCUAAAUCAGCAUGAUGGCACACUCAGUAAACAAAUGAAGAUCACAACUGCUAACAGUAUGCUACAAUCACGGUCUGGAGUGGUGGGCUCCCCUUUCUCCAUGUCAGCUCCAAUCACAAAGGUGGUUAAAAACGAUGCUUACACAGCCCCGCGUCCUCCCGUCCCAGUGGCCCCCACCCGGCCCAACACUAGCAUGGCUGCCGCCCGCGCCGCCACUGCGGCCUUACAGCCGGUCUCAAGGACCCUUCAGCAAAGCGCGGCAGAAACCAGCCCAGCGGCUCCGACUCCUCCUCAGCCUGCUUUCAGCCCUUUGGAGGGGACAAAAAUAAUGGUGAACAACCUGCACCCCAGGGUCACUGAGGAAGACAUAGUGGAGCUGUUCUGUGUGUGCGGUGCCUUGAAGCGGGCUCGGCUGGUGAAGGUGGGCGUAGCUGAAGUGGUGUUUGUCCGCAAAGAGGAUGCUGUGAGCGCAUACAGAAAGUACAAUAACCGCUGCUUGGACGGCCAACCCAUGAAGUGUAAUCUUCAUAUUCAGGGAAAUGUCAUCACUUCUGAUCAGCCCAUUCUGUUGCGACUCAGUGACACUCCAGGCGCAGGCGGCAGCACGAGGAAAGACGGCCUGCCCGCCUCCUUGUCUCGCCCCGCCGGCCAGCGAGCCUCCUCUCAGCCCACCCCAGAAGUUGACCCCCAGACCAUCCUCAAAGCUCUGUUCAAGUCCACCACGCAGUCCACCACCGAGCCCCCCAGCUCGCAGGCCACCGCCUUCCGCAUCAAGAUAUAGCUCAGCUGUGACGCCACCAGGCCGCGCAUUCAUACUACCGCGUUUUCAGUGUUCACAUUCAAAACUGUUGUGUCAGCAGGCGGCGCGCCGUCUGUCGUCAGGCUGGUUUUUACUCGUUUGAUAUUCAUGAUUGAAAUGAAUAUAACCCUGAAAGAACGUGCUGCAUUAUCCAUUCGGUUUUGUGAUGUUAAAAUUUCACCCGGUAGUUCUUGAAGUGGACCAGUCAAAAAAAUGUUCUGUAAUAUUGUGUCGGGGGGAGCGGCGCCAAAUUCUCUGUCCAGAUUUUCCCAAUUUUUUUUUUUUUGUAUUCUUAAACGUAGUGAUUUUCCAUCUAUUAAAAGGAAUUGACAAAAAAAACAACUUUGACAUUUCUACAUCAGCAUUGUCAUCAUAACUAAAUUAUCAAAUUGUUAAACAAUCAAUCAGUAUCACUGUUUCAUGUUCAUGUGUACGGACUAUAGAAACCCAACAGAUACGUGACCAAACAACGAAACACUUCAACGCAAUGAAUUUCCACAUUUUCAGUUUUCGUAAUUCAUCCGGAUUUCACCAGAAGAUGGUGUUUCACUCAAGACCUCUGAAAAUACUUGUAACAUCAGAAACUGAGACAAAAAUUAUUCUAUACUCUUGAUAAUCCCACCUUUUUUCUUUAAUGGUCACAUUACGUCUGUAUUUUCAUAGCUUUUUACCAGUAGUUUGUCAUCCAGACUCUCAUGCGCUCUGUUUCUGACUGAUUAACCUGGCAGAUUAAUUAAGGAGCUGUAAGUUGUAGAUUCUGCAUUACACUCACUAUUUGGAGUUUUUGUUUUUUCCUGUUUGUUUUUCAUCUCGGUUAAGGAGACACAAGAGGCUUCAGAUCUGUUGGUGAAAUGUUACCAUUAAACAUUUAGCUUUGUA